Diplodia corticola is the source of this 966-nucleotide messenger RNA. RefSeq names its product adp atp carrier protein. Gene Ontology annotation, molecular function: ATP:ADP antiporter activity. Gene Ontology annotation, biological process: mitochondrial ATP transmembrane transport; mitochondrial ADP transmembrane transport. Bases 1 to 966 code for a protein of 321 amino acids. NCBI's taxonomy places the organism in Eukaryota, Fungi, Ascomycota, Dothideomycetes, Botryosphaeriales, Botryosphaeriaceae. The transcript has 6 exons. Gene Ontology annotation, cellular component: mitochondrial inner membrane. The record is from RefSeq and is a predicted model, not a curated record.
AUGGCAAAGGAAGGCGAAGUUGUUCAGUCCGACAAGAGCGCUUUCGGCAUGCCCGGAUUCGUUGUCGACUUCUUGAUGGGUGGUGUCUCCGCCGCCGUCUCGAAGACCGCCGCCGCUCCCAUCGAGCGUAUCAAGCUCCUUGUCCAGAACCAGGAUGAGAUGAUCCGUGCCGGCCGUCUCGACAGGAAGUACAACGGUAUCGCCGACUGCUUCAAGCGUACCACCGCCCAGGAGGGUGUCGUCUCCCUGUGGCGUGGUAACACCGCCAACGUCAUCCGUUACUUCCCCACCCAGGCCCUGAACUUCGCCUUCCGUGACACCUACAAGUCGAUGUUCGCCUUCAAGAAGGAGCGUGAUGGUUACGCCAAGUGGAUGAUGGGCAACCUUGCCUCUGGUGGUGCUGCCGGUGCCACUUCGCUCCUCUUCGUCUACUCCCUCGACUACGCCCGUACCCGUCUUGCCAACGAUGCCAAGUCUACCAAGGCCGGUGGUGGUGACCGCCAGUUCAACGGUCUCAUCGACGUCUACAAGAAGACCCUCGCCACCGACGGUAUUGCCGGUCUCUACCGUGGUUUCGGUCCCUCUGUCGCUGGUAUCAUCGUCUACCGUGGUCUCUACUUCGGCAUGUACGACUCGAUCAAGCCCGUCGUCCUCGUUGGUCCUCUUGAGGGUAACUUCCUUGCCUCCUUCCUUCUCGGCUGGACCGUCACCACCGGUGCCGGUAUCGCUUCCUACCCUCUUGACACCGUCCGUCGUCGUAUGAUGAUGACUUCUGGUGAGGCCGUCAAGUACAAGUCUUCCCUGGAUGCUGCCAAGCAGAUCAUUGCCAACGAGGGCUUCAAGUCCCUGUUCAAGGGUGCCGGUGCCAACAUCCUCCGUGGUGUUGCCGGCGCUGGUGUCCUGUCCAUCUACGAUCAGGUCCAGCUCAUCCUCUUCGGCAAGAAGUUCAAGGGUGGUUCCGGCUAA